ACCCGCAAAUUUUAUUGCCUGGACUUAGUGAUAGAAAAAAAACUGUGACAUCCUUCAUUUAUCUGGGUACCUUCGCUAAAAUAUCAGAGUUGAGGAGCCCCACCAUUGCAACUGCUGCAGCAGACAUUAAUUCUCAAGUAAGUGAUUGAGAAAAAAAACUCUGGGGAUUAAUCCCCCCACUCUCGAUCUCAUCCCUCACCUUUAAAAAGAACACGAACAAAAGAAGGGGGAAAGAGAGAGAGAGAGAAUCAAUAUAGAAGAAGAAAAAAAAAACUCAGCUCAAAUCACACCCACUUGAUUUUGACACCUCUCUCUCUCUCUCUCUCUCUCUCUCUCUCUCUCUCUCUCUUUUUAGCUCCUCCUCUUCUCUGCAACUCCAUCACUUUCCUCCACACACACACACACUCUCUCUCUAUCUCUCUCUCUCUCUCUCUCCCUCACCGACAUUCAUCGAAGAAUGGGAAGGCACUCUUGCUGCUACAAACAGAAGCUAAGGAAAGGCUUAUGGUCUCCUGAAGAAGAUGAGAAGCUCCUCAAACAUAUAACCAAAUAUGGACAUGGAUGCUGGAGCUCUGUUCCCAAACAAGCAGGCCUGCAGAGGUGUGGAAAGAGUUGCAGGCUCAGGUGGAUAAAUUAUCUGAGGCCUGAUCUCAAGAGAGGUACAUUCUCUCAGCAGGAGGAGAACCUCAUAAUUGAUCUCCAUGCAGUUUUGGGCAACAGGUGGUCUCAGAUUGCAGCACAAUUGCCAGGGAGAACUGAUAAUGAGAUAAAGAACCUGUGGAAUUCUUGCAUCAAGAAGAAGCUGAGACAGAGAGGCAUUGACCCAAAUACCCACAAGCCCCUCUCAGAGACCGAAGCAGCCGAAGAAGAAAAAGUAGCAACAGCGAGCAGCAACAAGACGUCGACCUCUCUUCCUGACACUGCUCCAAAUCCUACGGUUCAUGUCCCUCCUCUGUCACUGAUUUCAUCCAAAUCUGAGAGCUCAAUAUCUUCAACCAAGGAUUUCUUUCUAGAGAGCUCUUCGAGCUCUCAGGCAUCCAAUUUGAUGAGCUCUUUCCCCCUUACAUCCCACAAUCAGCAUCUUUGGCUCAACCGGAACAAUAGGCUAUUGGGGAUGAAUCCUGAAUUUGAUUGCAAUGGGAUGUCAACUGUAAUUCCAUCAGUUUCAAGCUCAAUCCUUUUGCCUUCGAUGGGUCUGAAACCCACAAUCAACAUGCCACCAGAUAAUUCCAAUGGCAUCCAAUACUGGGAGGCCGGUGAUGCUAGUAAUAGUAGCAGAAGCAGCAGAAUGGAGCUAAAUAGCAAUAGCUCUUUCAUUGACGGCAGUAUGUUCUCAUGGACAGACUUGCUACAAGAUAAAACUUCACAAUUGAACCUCGAUGAGGAGGCCGAGGAACUCAAAUGGUCUGAGUACCUCCAAGGUGCAUAUCCAAUAUCUGCAGCCCUGCAGAAUCAGUCUCAGCCAUUGUACAGCGAGAUCAAAUCCGAAAGCCAAUUUUCGAUUGAAGGGUACGGCUCUUGGCAGCAGAAUCAGCAACCACAGCAGCAGCAGCAGCAGCAGUCUCAGGCCCAAUUGCCCAGUUCAGAGUUAUACAAUGGUAAGGAUUUCCAGAGAAUCUCAGCAGUGUUUGGACAUAUUUAGCUUAUUGAUUGAUACACAAAAUUAUCAGAAAGAGACAGAUACAGGAGGCUCGGAUUAAUAAGAAGAAAGAGGAUUCUAAUGAUUUCUUGUAAGUGUUUGAUUUGUGUGUAUGAUUUGUGCAUAGAUUUUUCUCAUGUAAAUAGGUCUCAUGAUACAGAAAACCUUAAGCUCUUGAUUCAUCCUUUGUUUGUGCAAGGAGACAAGCUUCAGCCCACUUACUUGCCUUGAAUGAGUUAGUGGGACUCCGGUGCAGAAUAAAGCUUGUUCCUUUUUUUUCUUCUUUUCGCCCCCUUUUUACCCUUUUUUGUUUUCUCAUUGCUUGGAAAAUUCUCGCUGAUUUUAGUGAUGUUGUGCUGUAAACAAUCAAGAUCUUCUCUUUUAGUUU
Molecule: messenger RNA, 2027 nt
Organism: Asparagus officinalis (garden asparagus)
Lineage: Eukaryota; Viridiplantae; Streptophyta; Magnoliopsida; Asparagales; Asparagaceae
Product: transcription factor MYB86-like
Exons: 3
Coding region: 458-1642 (394 amino acids)
Biological process (GO): regulation of stomatal movement
Source: RefSeq, a predicted model, not a curated record